This is a messenger RNA of Erpetoichthys calabaricus (reedfish), 1312 nucleotides long. It is a transcript of the gene cnep1r1, whose product is annotated as CTD nuclear envelope phosphatase 1 regulatory subunit 1. The coding region runs from base 208 to 585 and encodes 125 amino acids. Gene Ontology annotation, cellular component: Nem1-Spo7 phosphatase complex; cytoplasm. NCBI's taxonomy places the organism in Eukaryota, Metazoa, Chordata, Cladistia, Polypteriformes, Polypteridae. The record is from RefSeq and is a predicted model, not a curated record. The transcript is spliced from 6 exons.
ACACAGGAUCGGUGAAUUCAGGUUUACUCAAGCAAUGAAGCCUUGAGGAAGGACUAGGGGGAAUAAUCACCUGUACAUGACUUUCUCCCUCACCGAGGCAGUAGUCAGCGGCACCACAUCAGAGGAGUGAAGAUCGGAGGUUCCUUGAAAAGUGUUUGCGACCGGGACAGAAAAGUGUCAGCAGUGUCCCAACGAACAAGUUCUGCGAUGAACUCCCUGGAGCAGGCCGAGGAUCUUAAGGCAUUUGAAAGAAGACUUACUGAAUAUGUUUCUUGUUUACAGCCAGCAACUGGUCGUUGGCGAAUUAUUCUCAUCGUGGUGUCUGUGUGCACAGCAACUGGUGCAUGGAACUGGCUUAUUGACCCUGAAACACAGAAGGUGUCUUUCUUUACGUCCUUAUGGAACCACCCAUUUUUCACCAUAAGCUGUGUGACCCUGAUAGGCCUCUUUUUUGCUGGAAUACACAAAAGAGUUGUGGCUCCGUCAAUUAUAGCUGCCCGCUGUCGGACUGUCCUAGCUGAGUAUAACAUGUCCUGCGAUGAUACUGGAAAACUGAUCUUGAAGCCUCGUCCCCAUGUACAGUAGCUAUGGGAUUUGCUGUUUGGGAGCCAGGGAGGAAACUUCAUUGUAUUUACAUGAUCAGUACAGUACCUAUUAUGGCUUCAGAAUAAGUUUAUAUGUGAGAAAAGCCUGAUGUGAUGCAGCAGGGAUUUGCUGUUUCAAAUUUGGAUACGAAGAGCAGUAGAGUAUUAUUUUUCCUCUGAUAUCCAUUGUUUAAGUCCUGUGAAAGUCAGAGAAGCUGUUCUACAUAUUUGCUUAUCCUUAUAUCCCAUUUUUGUCCUGUAUCAGUAUCUCACAAAGCUUUACAUUUGGUUGCCUACCUUUCAUAAUCUGUUAUUUCUGAAAUUAAAUAGGCUUCAUGACCCUUCGUUUUUUUACCCUUAAUUCCUCAGAGAGAUCCGAAGCUAAUAUUGUGGUGCUCCGAAAUGAGGCAUGUUAUGUAUGUUACUAUAAAUGAUAUAAUGGAUGUAAUUCAAGCAAACACACUGCUUGAUUUUAGGUGUAUACAUUUUAUUUAUAAAGUUAUAGCAAACAUUUUGAUAUAAUGUUUUUAAAUAGCAGGUAAGCUGUGGGCUUGAAUCCAGCAAAGGUUCAUGCAGCUGAGGAGUUGCUUGUUGGUUAUUUCCCUAACUAGCAGAACAAAACUUUGUUUUAAUAUAACAGUCAAAUAAGAAAGCUAAAGUGUUGUGCAGCUGGAAAUGUAAUUAUAUUUCACAUACUCCUUCAAUAAAGUUGUCUUCUAUUUUUCUAA